AGUGCAAUGACGUCGACCAAUGGGAUUAUCGGUUCAUUCGGGGGGCUUGUGUCUCACAGUGGCCUGUUAUUGUUCGGAGUAGCGGGUUGAAACCUUUCGAUCUCCUCCGAGGCUGACAACGGCAAUAUGAAUAUGUACGCUGUGCCCAACCCUGAAAUCCCGGCCUGCCCCCCAGGACUGGAAUACCUGACUCAGGUGGAUCAGCUGCUCAUCAAACAGAAAGUGGAGCUCGUUGAAGCCCUCGUCGGCUUCGAGAGCAACAACAAGUACGAGGUGCGGAACACCGUGGGCCAGAACGUCUUCUACGCCGUGGAGGAGAACGACUGCCUGAGCCGGCAGUGCUGCGGCCCCAUGCGCUCCUUCAACAUCCACGUCCUCGACAACUACGGCCAGGAGGUCAUCACCGUCACGCGCCCGCUGAAGUGCAUGUCGUGCUGCUUCCCUUGUUGCCUGCAGGAGUUGGAGGUGCAGUCUCCGCCCGGCAACACGGUGGGCUACGUCACGCAACAGUGGCACCCGUUCUCCCCCAAAUUCAUCGUGGCCAACGAACACUUGGAGCCCGUGCUGAAGAUCCACGGGCCCUUCUGCGGAUGGAGCUGCCUACCGGACGUCGACUUCGAGAUCCUGACGUUGGACGAAGUCAGCAAGAUUGGGAAGAUCAGUAAGCAGUGGACCGGGCUUCUCCGGGAGGCGUUCACAGACGCAGACAACUUCGGUAUCCAGUUCCCCAUGGAUCUGGACGUGAAGAUGAAGGCCGUGAUGAUCGGCGCAUGUUUCCUCAUUGAUUUCAUGUUCUUUGAGACCAAUAACUAGGAGCCAAACGGGAAAUCGGGGUGAAGAACAAAGGCCACGAAGCCACGAUGAUCAGUCCCAAACGCCCCCCCACAUAGACACAUAGAACGACCUUCAAACAGACCUUUGAAAGGAAGUAGGCGGUUCCUUAAACGCUGAGGUUUAUUUUAGUCCUGCUCGCCGGGUUGUGAAUGCACGGAGCAGUGUUUGAGAUGAGGAGGUUUUUAUUCCUGUUUACAUUGUGCUUGUUAAGCCCAUGUUGGUCCAGAACCUUUUGGUAUCACUGAAGAAAAAAACACGUAACUUGAAAAAGUCCAUGAAAAGGGGACACCAUUACUGGCAAGUGCUGUUAUAUAGUUCUUUCACAAGAAAGAAAGACUUGUGUCAUUAUGGCCGCAUAGCACUUUUGUAAUUUGGUCAUAUUUAUAGACGAGAUGUUACUUCAUAUAGAACACUAGGCUUGUAUUCUAACGUAUUAGCUACACUGAGAGAGAACCAAAAGAUUGGUGUAACGUAGUAACUAAUUCAGACAUUCAAAGCCUUUAUUUAUUGAUUCAUAUUUUGUUAAACGAUGUGUGUGCAUGCACUGCUUUGUGUGGACAUGUGUGUGCCCGAUGAGCAUUUUCACUAAAGCAUAAACUACCAUAGAAUUUCAAUAAUAUUUUACAAUGUCAUAAUAUGAAUGAUUGAUCGUUACAGUCAAUAUGGGGUUGUUUACUUAAAAGUGGGCGGCUUAUGGAUCAACGUGUCCGUCUUGUCCACAAGAGGGAGCCAGCCUUUCAUUUUAAAAUAACCUGACAACGCCCAUAUAGACGAGGCCAAUGCCUGCUUGCGCUGUAUAGCUUUUUACUGUGUUAUCAUUUCAGACAAACUCAGGAUGAGAUGCAUUCUACUUCAUUAUACUGAUCCAGGAUAUGCACACCUGCACCUGGUACUAUGAAUAUAAUGAUAAAGUCAUCUUUUGGAGGCGAUUCUCUACACCAAAGCGUCUCACACGGGUUCAUCAGCCUGAAUGUUGAGCAUUUUCACCGUUGCAUUGCUCAUAGUUUCACAGCUUUUUAAAAUUAAAAAGGAUUUAAAUGGAGGCAUCAGUCUGAUUAGGGACGGCGAAAGUAUUGUUACAGAGAAUUGAACUGUGCGCUACAUCAACAUUAAGGCGAUUAAGAGCUCUGUUGUAGCUUUAUGAAAAAACACCCAUCCAAGUCAUUUUCUAAAUACUAAAUCUUAAACGCUUUUAUUUUUGUAAAACAAAAGUCAAAUAAACUGCCAUUUAAAAGAUCUGAUAUUUCCAGGGGAGACUCUGGCUAUUCUUUUUAUAUUUUAGGACUGAAUACAUCAGUACUGAAGAACGGGUGAAUGUUUUUUGCAUACUACUGUUUGCAUGGCUUAAGUUGCUGGUGUACAACUCUCACACCACACAUCUGUAGGACAAGAUGCUGGUGUUACGUCCUCUGAAGGCUCUUUGAUUGUUUUUAAAAGCCAAAAAUCAGAAUGUGACACGAAGGGAGUUCAGCUCUUCCCAGUCAACUAUGUAUUAAAAAUAUAUAUAUAUAUACCUUUGCACUGAUGCUGUGAUUGCUUUGAGUCAUGCAAUGAAUGCAAACAAACUCUGUGAGCUUCGCUUAAAUUGUGCAAACAGUCCAUGGAAACACUUUAAAAAUAAAUAUAUAAACACAUA
Molecule: messenger RNA, 2470 nt
Organism: Gasterosteus aculeatus aculeatus (three-spined stickleback)
Lineage: Eukaryota; Metazoa; Chordata; Actinopteri; Perciformes; Gasterosteidae
Product: phospholipid scramblase 1
Biological process (GO): plasma membrane phospholipid scrambling
Cellular component (GO): plasma membrane
Molecular function (GO): phospholipid scramblase activity
Source: RefSeq, a predicted model, not a curated record